Molecule: messenger RNA, 1098 nt
Organism: Mizuhopecten yessoensis (Yesso scallop)
Lineage: Eukaryota; Metazoa; Mollusca; Bivalvia; Pectinida; Pectinidae
Product: hepatitis A virus cellular receptor 1-like
Exons: 1
Coding region: 1-1098 (365 amino acids)
Source: RefSeq, a predicted model, not a curated record
AUGCCAAUAACAACUACAGCACCCAACACCAGCAAACAACAGAAACAAUGGUUAAUACCAAUAACAACUACAGCAGCCAACACCAGAAAACAUCAGAAACAAAGGUUAAUACCAAUAAAAACUACAGCAGCUAACACCAGAAAACAACACAAACAACAGUUAAUACCAAUAACAACUACAGCACCUAACACCAGAAAACAACAGAAACGACGGGUGAUACCAAUAACAACUACAGCAGCCAAACCAAGAAAACAACAGAAACAAUGGUUAAUACCAACAACAACUACAGCAGCUAACACCAUCAAACAACAGAAACAAUGGUUGAUACCAAAAACAACUACAGCAGCUAACACCAUCAAACAACAGAAACAAUGGUUGAUACCAAUAACAACAACAGCAGCUAACACCAGAAAACAUCAGAAACAAAGGUUAAUACCAAUAACAACUACAGCAACUAACACCAGAAAACAACAGAAACGACGGGUGAUACCAAUAACAACUACAGCAGCCAAACCAAGAAAACAACAGAAACAAUGGUUAAUACCAAAAACAACUACAGCAACUAACACCAGAAAACAACAGAAACGACGGGUGAUACCAAUAACAACUACAGCAACUAACACCAGAAAACAACAGAAACAGCGGUUAAUGCCAAUAACAACUACAGCAGCCAACACCAGAAAACAUCAGAAACAAAGGUUAAUACCAAUAACAACUACAGCAGCUAACAACAGAAAACAACAGAAACAACGGUUAAUACCAACAACAACUACAGCAGCUAACACCAGCAAACAACAGAAACAAUGGUUAAUACCAAAAACAACUACAGCAGCUAGCACCAGAAAACAACAGAAACAACGGCUAAUACCAAUAACAACUACAGCACCUAACACCAGAAAACAACAGAAACGACGGGUGAUACCAAUAACAACUACAGCAACUAACACCAGAAAACAACAGAAACGACGGGUGAUACCAAUAACAACUACAGCAGCCAACACCAGAAAACAUCAGAAACAAAGGUUAAUACCAAUAAAAACUACAGCAGCUAACACCAGAAAAACAACGGUUAAUACCAAAAACAACUACAGCAACUAA